Mangifera indica (mango) is the source of this 1046-nucleotide messenger RNA. RefSeq lists its product as uncharacterized. NCBI's taxonomy places the organism in Eukaryota, Viridiplantae, Streptophyta, Magnoliopsida, Sapindales, Anacardiaceae. The record is from RefSeq and is a predicted model, not a curated record. Gene Ontology annotation, biological process: multicellular organism development. The coding region runs from base 89 to 949 and encodes 286 amino acids. The transcript has 4 exons.
AAAGGUUUGCCGUUCCAUAAAGGGCCAAACCAAACCCUAUCUCUCUAUAAUCUUUUUCCAAACGGAUCCUCAAAAGUAGCAUGCACUUAUGGCUUCUUCUUCUUCACACAAAAUGCGCCUGAGCCUAGCGGAACAAGUGAGAACAAUUGAAGAAGAUCAAGAAGAAGAAGAAGAAGAAGAAAGAAGAGAUUGGCUUCAGUUAGGGUUAGGGUUAGGUUUUAACAGUUCUGGGCAAAAGAAACAAGAACAUUAUCAAUCAAAGAGGAACCCCGUUUCAGUUUCCCCUGCUAGCUUACCUUCUCCUUUCUCAAAGCUUCAUAGUAUGCAUCAUCAUAAAGAAAUAGAGCUAGGUUUAGGGCUAGAAUUAGAGUUAGGGUUAGGAUUUGAUAAUAGCGGUAUAUCUUGUAAGAAUGUGGCUCCGAUUUGUAAUAAUAAUCACAACAAGAAGUUACGGGAAGAUCUAGAUGAGGUUGGUCAGUAUUAUGAUGAUGAAGAUCAUGAUCUAGAUUAUGAUGAUGAUAUAUCAUCAGGUAACUUUCUUGACUGGCAAUAUCCCAAGUUCAAUGAUUCCCAUCAUAACUCAACAACAAGAAGACCCCACCCUGGUUUGUGGUUUACUCUUAUCUCUUUUACCAACAGGGUUGGACAAGUACUGCCUCAAAUACCAAAGGCGUAUAUUAGAGUGAAGGACGAGAACAUGACAGUUUACAUGGUUAAAAAGUACCUGGUUAGAAAGCUUGGUCUCUCCAACGAAGAUGAGAUAGAUAUGGUAUGCAUGGGGCAGAACUUGUUGCCAACACAAACUUUGAAGCUAGUGCGAGAUGCUGUUUGGCUGCCGGGAUUAAUGCAAUCCAUAAAUAAUUCAACUACUCUAGUCUUUACAGGGCCACAAGGCAAGCCGAUUAAUCAUUUGAUGCAGUUGCAUUAUGGAAGACGAUGCCUCCUUUGAAUUGAUAUAUACUGUAAGAAGCUGUUGAAGAAUAUAUGCUGAAUAUGCAUGCCAUUAUAACUGGCCUCGCUUCAAUAAUAUUGAAAGAUUAGUUUUA